Molecule: messenger RNA, 492 nt
Organism: Botrytis fragariae
Lineage: Eukaryota; Fungi; Ascomycota; Leotiomycetes; Helotiales; Sclerotiniaceae
Exons: 2
Coding region: 1-492 (163 amino acids)
Molecular function (GO): protein binding
Source: RefSeq, a predicted model, not a curated record
AUGUCUACACCAGGUCCUCCAACUAAGCCCUUCAGGUGGAUUGAGGGAUUUCCACUACAUUGGGAGAUUGUAUCUGGUCACCCUAUAGCCGAAAAACUUGGCAACAUGCGCGCAGCUCUUGAAUCUAGUGCUGAUCCAAAUGCACUAGAUAAAGCCCCACGCCCUGAACAGAGUAUGGGUCGACCACUCCAUUAUGCUACUGAUACUCUUCAUUUCGAUUUCAUGCCUCGAUAUGAAAAUUUACCUAUUGUGGAGUUGUUGUUGGAAUUUGGAGCUGAUCCACGAAUGGAAGGUAUGGCGGGACUAAGAGAGUCACCGUUGGAAGAUGUGGAGAGGAUAGUGCAGACUAACUAUCCGAAACUUGGGGAGAGGGAUAUGGAGAUUUUUAAAGCGGCGUUGGUGGCUAUGGAGGAGAAGGCGAGGGAGUUAGAAGGGCGUCAUGGACGAACUCGUGUCAAGUCAGUUGAGAAGAAGCCGUCUCCCUUAUAUUGA